AUGGAUACACUUCUUACGUAUGAGAAGCUACCGAGAACGGAGCCAGACUCUUUGUUUAGUGCAAAUUCUGUCAAGUUUGGUAAGAUGUGGUUUGCCGCAGCAGGCAUGGGUGCUAUCGCCGCCGUUAUUGCACACCAUUUUAUUCGAAAUCCUAGACAGUAUAUCCCACAGGUCCUGUGGAAGCCGGGACAUUCCUACCCAAUUGACCUUGUGUGUGUUAACAUGAGUGAAGAAGUGCAAGUCCUCUUUCAGGAUGCCAUUGCUCUGUGGCUGGACUUGGGUAGGGAUGUUCAGCUUCGUUUCCUGACUAUUACAUUUUUUGAGGAAAACACCACGCCCGGCUUCGAUACCCUCUUCGGCGCGACGCGAUUUGCUACCAUGUUUGCUCACAAAGAGUUGCUUCGCAAGACAACCGCGGAUCAGAGACACGGUAAGAAUAACCCGGGCAGGAUUUCGGCACUGGGAUGUGUAUACUACCAGUCGACGAUUCGUGUGAAUGAUGAAGUAGUAGAGCUUCAGGACUGUGAUGCCGGUAUCCUACAACGUCUGAAUGGAAAACGAUUUCAGGAGCGCCACGCGGCUGGAUUCACCCUCGAUGGCGAGGGCAUCGUGGUUCGAACCUACGACGUGGAGGGCGUCCUGGACACCACGCGAGCGCUGAGGCGAUGGGGGCCAAUAGGGCUGAAGGACGUUUCUCUAGAGGAUGCUCUGCGGUACAGCAGCGUACCGUCAUAUACCUCUUUUGAUCCUACCACCCAUUCAUUAAAAACGGAUUGCCAUGGAAUACUCUGCACACCUGUUGGCAGGCAUACCCCUACCCACAACAGGAUGGCGUCGGAACGCCUCUUUCAUUUUUAUUAUGCAUGCUCUAAUGAAGCUAGUGAAGCUUUUGGAGGGAAUGCGAAUGACGCCAAGACAAGUCUUACAACGCUUUUGUGGCGUUCGCCCUUCUUCCUGUUCUCUGAAUGCUCAAUCCUCUUGCGCUACUCAUGUCUUGAGUUAGAUGGUUACGAAAGGCUCUUAAAACCGGUUAUUCCACAGACAACCUUCCAGUCUUCAGUAGCGUCUCUAAUGAUUUCGUGUGGGCAAAAGCUUCUACCAAAGGUAUGGCGUGAAAGUCAAGCAGAGCGUUCUAUGGCACAGAACCUGUCUGUGUUGAAGUACUGUGGGGCUUUUAGUAUAGUUUGGUUGUUUUCCGCAUCCCCGUGUACACUACCACUGGAGGCGGUGGCGUCUCUACGUCGUAAUGUAGUUUCCUUAUUGGGUAAACUAUCUGGAUCGCGACUCUUGGGUGUAAAUAUGGACGAAUUUUUUUUCUAUGAUGCUGGUAAAGGCGCUGUGUGUGAUUUGAGUGCUUUCAAUACUGGUUUUACAGUUUUGCAUGCAGAACAUGCUGUCCGUUUCUUGUCAACACAAAUGGCAUGUAUGGGCAUACCAUUAGCUUCAGUGCGUCUUAUAGUCGAGGUAGACGCAUCGCAUAAUUUUGAACGUGACAGUAGUAAUCCUAUCGGACGUAGUGUCCUGUGGCCUCGUAGCAAAUGCCAUGACGGUAGAAACGGAGAACAGCACUCUAAUCAUUAUUUUUAUCACUCAAAACAAUACUUCAUAUCAUUGCCUGUGGGUGAGACCAAACACUGUCGAAUGCUGAACUGUUUUGCCACGAUGAAUCCGACAAAGGGAAAGUUCGAGAACUCCUUUACUAGGAAAGCACCCUCAUUAGAUGCCGUUGAUCUGAUUUAUGUUCUUUUAGAGCUCCACCUUUGA
Phytomonas sp. Hart1 is the source of this 1764-nucleotide messenger RNA. Lineage: Eukaryota; Euglenozoa; Kinetoplastea; Trypanosomatida; Trypanosomatidae. The record is from the annotation of a GenBank genome assembly.